AUCAUCGAACAAAGCAUAUUUAUUUGGCGAUUGGUUCUAAGCAUGGAUUAGUAUCACUUGCUGCCAGUAGAUACCACCAAUUGGUGUUGCUGAAACAGGUUCUUAAAAAUGAAGUUAUUUAAUCUGAAUUUGUUCUUCGCGUUUAUAAGUUUUGCAGCUGCGAAUUAUUGUUUCAAGACCUAUACAUUUCAAGAAAGUGGAAGCUCGCGAUGCAGGCAUCGUUUGCCGAAUCGUGAUUUAGAAAACGUUGAAGAUUGUUGUCUGCUUUCCGGUGUUGAAGGCUUUGCAACAAACCGCAAAGGAUUCCGGUGUGUUGCUUGUCAGAGUAAACCAACUAGUUCGAGUGCCGAUUGGUCAGUUUGGAGUGACUGGCGCCCUUGUAGUGCAACCUGCGGUGGAGGAACUCAACUACGGUUUAGGGUUUGUGAAUCUGGUACCUGUUCUGGAAAUGCCGUUGAUAUAAGACAAUGUGCCGACCAAAAUGCAUGCCCAGUGGCAGUUGAUGGGGGAUGGACACGUUGGAAGAAAUGGAGCAAAUGUUCAGUAACAUGCGGCAAAGGGACACAAUACCGCUUAAGGAGUUGUUCAAAUCCAGCACCCUCUAACGGCGGUAGACCUUGUGUAGGCCUAGAUCAAAUAGAACGAUCGUGCACUGUCCAAAAAAAGUGUGUUGUUCAUGGAGGUUGGAGCUCAUGGAGCGGUUUCUCUGAGUGUGAUAGAUCAUGUGGCGCGAAUGCUUUAAAAUUACGAACUCGACUUUGCAACAACCCUGUACCAGCCGAAGGAGGUAACGACUGCCAAGGUGAUGACGUUGAUAUAGUACCAUGCACCGAUGUUGGACCAUGUCCAGUCGAUGGUUCAUGGAAUACAUGGUCUGCGUGGUCCGAAUGCAGUGUCACUUGUGAAAACGGAGUCGUAAUUAGAACACGUCAAUGUAACGACCCUAGUCCACAAAAUGGAGGCAAAUAUUGCGUUGGUGAAGAAAGACAGACUAAAGAGUGUAUUAUGAACGGAAAAUGCCCAGUUCAUGGAGGUCUGACGGAAUGGGGAGCGUGGAGUAUCUGUGGUGCUGAACGCUGUGGAGGAUCCGGCCACCGUUACCGCCAUCGACACUGUACUAACCCGGUACCAGAAUACGGUGGCAAAUUGUGUUCAGAAGUGCAACACAUUAUGGAAUCGUGUAUAAAGGAGUGCAGUGCACCGACUGACCCAAGUCCAAAGAAGAAAUGCAGGUCAAAAGCUAAGCCUGAUACUACGAAAAAGGUUUUUCCGAGUUCGGAGUCAUCGUCGCAUGGUUCCUUGUCAUUUCCAAGCAUGGAAGAUCCAGAUGUAUCAAUACCGAUUGUUAACGUCAAUCUACUAGGCAUCCAUCCGUUAUCUCGCACAGCACGUCAGGUAGUGGCACCGGACCCUGGAUUUCGUGCGGAUCCACGUCUGCCAGAUGGGUUUCGUGGGUCCGAAGGUGAAUCAGAAUCAAAUGUAUCCUCACUAGACAAGAUUGAGAUUGAAGCUAUAAUUCUCGGAAAAGAACAACCAGUUGUUGUUGACCGUGAAAUUGACGACGAUUCUGUUUCUAUAUCUGUAUCCAGCAACGCUAGCCCCUUUCGGGAGAGUGACCGCAAUGAGAUUGACGGGACUGUACAGGUGAAUGAUGACCUUGAGGAGGAUUCUGAAGUAGAACCGUCUUUCAGUUCAUCUGAUAGUGGAUGGGAAGAUUGUGAAGAAGAAACAAGUAAUGUCGAACUACCUUCAGUUUCAAUUGAAUCUGAGCUUUCGUCUAGUUUAGACGUUCAAAACCAAAAUAUCGAGUGGUCAAGUUCUUCAAAUCAACAUAAUGUCAAUAAUAAGGAUAGUGAAGAAACCAAUGAUGCCAUGGUUAGUAAACCUCUUGCAGAUGAUCCACAAAUCUCAGAUGACGAAAAAAGUUCAUUUAGUUCCAGCUGAAUGUUUCAAAUUACUAUAUAUCAACCUAACGCAAAUUAUUUUAUCAUCACAAUAGGAAUUUGUCUGAUAUUGUGAGUAAAUAAUGUAAAUAUUGUAAAAUUUAUGAUGACAUGUAUAUUUAUGUAAAUAAUUUUUAUAUACAGUAGUUUCAACAGAUCAAUAAACUUCCAAUGUAACUAUUUUAACAUUAUAAUACCGUAUCUCAUUUUCCAAUAUACUGUAAAUCACUGUACAGUUCAUACCGUACCUUUUUAAUAUGAAUUUUACAGGUAUUUUUUUUAUUGUUCUACUAUAUUUAGGCCUAUACAGCAAUGUUUAACAAAAUUCCAAAGUAUUUAAUUUUAUCGUCUUAAUGCAACUCCCAAUAUACUAUCUCAUAAUUAUAUGGUAUUACUUAUGUGUUUGUCAAUCAUAUUUUAUUUCUGCAAUAUCUUGAGCUAUUUUUAUAUAGGCCUAAUGGUUAUGUUCGGAAAUAUUUUUUGCUUAUCAAGAUGUAAUAAAUAGACUUAUUAAAAGUGGGCUGCCCCCACGAAAGAUAAAGGAUAAAUAA
This is a messenger RNA of Anneissia japonica, 2494 nucleotides long. RefSeq names its product properdin-like. The transcript is spliced from 8 exons. NCBI's taxonomy places the organism in Eukaryota, Metazoa, Echinodermata, Crinoidea, Comatulida, Comatulidae. The record is from RefSeq and is a predicted model, not a curated record. The coding region runs from base 109 to 1944 and encodes 611 amino acids.